AUGACAACAACCUACACCUACUACAAUGAAAAUGCCUUACUGAACUACUGGGAACCUCACACCAGUACCUACAACUACGCUGAUGUUAACCUCAAUGCAUUUUACUAUCAAUCUCAACAAAAAGAUAAGAAAGCUACUGAAGACAAAAUGGCCAGCAAAGUGUUAAAGACUGUAGAAGAUAUUCAAAUGGCACAAAUUCAGAGGAAUGAAGAGUUAGUACAGAUGUUGUCGCCUAUUAGGAAGUGUCAGGUAAGAGAGAAAUUUAGCGAACGUAUGAGUAGUAGUGAAAAAAAUUUUUUUAAUGGCCAAUUCAAAAAAAAUUAUUUUUUACCUAGCCGAAAGGUGACCUACAAGACACACCUUUGGGGCAGGCUGGGCCAGACAAACCAAAAUUUGAAACGGUCCAGAGCAAGCCGAAAAUUUGAACUCAUUCUCAUGUGUAUAAGCCUAGCCUCCCCCCCGAAAAAUAUUUUUUCAUUACACCACCCACCUGAAAAGAGACCCACUAGGCCCAGCAACAACCCCAGUUCUGGGUCAGGCCGAAGAAAACAUUAAAAGUUGCUGACCAACCCAAGAACUUACAAUUAGGGUGAGCACCUCUACAGGCCUGGCUCAUUCCAAAAAAAAUUUAAAAAAUGUUGAACAUGGACGUUCCUUUCGCCUUUUCAAACAAAAAAAAAAUUGAAAAAUCCCCUCUCUCUUUCAAUGUUUUAUCAGUUUAUCCCCCAAAAUUAAAAAAAACUUCAAAGGUAUUAUAUAAAACAAAACAAAUGUUUACGACAUAAAUAAGCCGUCAACUUUUAGGAACGAAUUCAAGCUGGUCAGACGAAGAGAAAUGCAGAAAAUGCACGUCGCAAGUUCUCGUUGACAAACGGAGUAAAAAAGAAUAAAAGUAAGUGACAUAAAUCACCAAGCGCUUAAUUAAUGGAGUAAUUAUCAAAUGUUAAGAGAUUUGGAAUGUUUUAUCAAUAAAAUUCAAUUUUGCAAAAAUUGGAUUACUGUAUUUUGAGAUACAGUAAGGUUGAAAAGUAGUACUGUAAAAUAAUAAAUUUCAAAAACUAACAAUACUCGUCAUACAGACGCUCUUAUAACCUUACUUUAAAGUAAUUACAUCUACACCUAUACCUACACCUACCCCACCAAACCUCACAUAUAUUGACCUUCAAAUCAAAAAAUGUCUCUUUAUUUACCCAGAAACACAAAAAAAAAUAAAAAAAAACAGCUUAAUCAGCCCAUGAUUAAACACAAAAACACCCCCAAACCCUUAUUAUUUCAGACGCACCCGCCCAUGACCCCAAGCGCAGCUCACUGUCGAUGCGUCGCUGGAAGACCGAGAUCGUGUCGAAGCUCCAAGUCCAGCCCCAUUACUAUACGUAUGAUACGAGUAGAUGGUCGGCAUCGAGAUGA
This is a messenger RNA of Bursaphelenchus okinawaensis, 1407 nucleotides long. The record is from the annotation of a GenBank genome assembly. NCBI's taxonomy places the organism in Eukaryota, Metazoa, Nematoda, Chromadorea, Rhabditida, Aphelenchoididae.